This is a messenger RNA of Miscanthus lutarioriparius, 2433 nucleotides long. The record is from the annotation of a GenBank genome assembly. Lineage: Eukaryota; Viridiplantae; Streptophyta; Magnoliopsida; Poales; Poaceae.
AUGGUGAAGUUCUCCAAGCAGUUCGAGGGGCAGCUCGUCCCCGAGUGGAAGCAUGCCUUCGUGGACUAUUGCCUGCUCAAAAAGGAUCUGAAGAGGAUGCAGCAGCAGCACGCCCGGCUGUUGCUUGGCGGGCAUCAUGCUGCCGACCGUUGCGAAGCAGGCCUAACCGACACACAAGAAACAGCCGGUCAUCACGCGGAACGGGCCUCUCUCUCCCUGUCCCAGUGGCUCUUGGACAGGCUCCCUGCUGCUCUCUUCGGCGGCUCCAAUGCUCCCAACAAGGAUCAUGGGGUCAUACACGUGCACCGGCGGAAGCUGGCGGGGUCGGCGAGCAGCGGCGGCGACGAGUACGAGACGGAGCUGCUGGAGCCGCCGUUGGCGGACGCCGACGCGGCCGCGGCGCGGGAGUUCUUCGCGCGGCUGGACGCGCAGCUCAACAAGGUGAACCAGUUCUACAAGGGCAGGGAGCAGGAGUUCCUGGAGCGGGGCCGGUCCCUGCGGCGGCAGAUGGACAUACUCGCCGACCUCAGGGCGGCCAGGGAGGACCCCUCCGCCGCCUCCGCCGCCUCCGAGGAUGAGUUCACGAGGUAUGCGAUGACGUCAGCAUCAGACACGGACCAGCUCCAGCUGACCGAGCAAGAAGAAACCACAGCGACCAUGAGCAAUGAUCCCGGCGUCGUCACUGCUCAAGAGGACCAGCAGCAGCAGGAUCUAGAAGGCUCUGGAACCUUGGUGGGGAGGCCGUUGAGCGGGUGCGGGAGGAAGAGCCUGAAGAUCACCAUCCCCCUGACCACCCCCUCCAGGACGAUCUCCGCGCUGACGGACAUCUUAAGGGACGAGCUCGCCAGCAGCCAGUUCUCCAAGAAAUGCGACCCCGACGGGGGCGUCGGGAAACAGAGCAUCAACAAAACCAAGCUCCGGCACGCGGAGAAUAUGAUCAAGCGCGCCUUCGUCGAGCUCUACAAGGGCCUGGGCUACCUCGCCACCUACCGGAACCUGAACAUGAUGGCAUUUGUCAAGAUUUUGAAGAAGUUCGAGAAGAUUACUGGGAAACAGGUCCUGUCCAUAUAUCUCAAGGUGGUCGAGAGCUCCUACUUCAACAGCUCCGAUCAGGCGCUGAAGCUGAUGGACGAGGUCGAGGACAUCUUCGUCCGGCACUUCGCCGGCGACAACCGGCGCAAGGCCAUAAAGUACCUCAGGCCCGCGCAGCGCAGGGACUCGCACGCCGCCACCUUCUUCACUGGGCUCACGGCCGGCUGCUUCGCCGCGCUGUUCGUGGGCUACUGCGUCAUGGCGCACAUGGCGGGGAUGUACUACUACUCCACCCCGGCGCCACCGCCACCCCGCGCACGCGGUGUUGUCGCCGGCGGCGGUACCGGCUUUGGCGACUCGGUGUCGGUGUACAUGGAGACCGCGUACCCGGUGCUGAGCAUGUUCGCGCUGCUGUUCCUUCACCUGCUCCUCUACGGGUGCAACAUGGUGGCGUGGCGCAGGUGCCGCGUCAACUACUGCUUCAUCUUCGAGUCGUCGCCGCGGCCCGCCGGCGGCGGGGAGCUCGGGCCCCGGGACGUGUUCCUCGUCUGCGCCGCGUCCAUGGCCGCCGUCGCCGGCGUCAUGUUCGCGCACCUCGCCCUCGUGCUCAGGUGGGGCUACCACGCGUCGCCGCACGUCCAGGCCAUCCCCGGAUUCUUGCUCCUGGUGUUUCUGCUCCUGCUGCUGUGCCCGAUCAACGUCGUGUACCGGUCCAGUCGGUUUCAGUUCCUCAGGAUACUGAGGAACAUUGUGUUGUCACCGCUCUACAAGGUUGUAAUGGUAGACUUCUUCAUGGCCGAUCAGCUUUGCAGCCAGGUGCCUAUGCUACGAAGCCUGGAGUACUUGGUGUGCUAUUACAUCAGUGGGAGCUACUGGACGCAGGAGUACGGCUACUGCACCAACACCAAGCACAUCAGAGACCUGGCCUACGCCGUCUCCUUCCUGCCUUACUAUUGGAGAGCCAUGCAGUGCGCAAGGCGGUGGUUCGACGAGGGGGACACGAGCCACCUGGUGAACCUGGGCAAGUACGUCUCCGCCAUGCUCGCCGCCGGCGCCAAGGUGGCGUACGAGAAGGACAAGAGCCUGGCGUCGCUGUCGCUCCUCGUCGCCGUGUCGAGCGGCGCCACGGUGUACCAGCUGUACUGGGACUUCGUCAAGGACUGGGGUCUGCUCCAGCCCAACUCCAAGAACCCCUGGCUCAGGAACGACCUCAUCCUCAAGAGGAAAUCCAUAUACUACUUGUCAAUGGGACUGAACCUUGUGCUGAGGCUUGCUUGGCUGCAGACCGUCAUCCAUCCAAAUUUUGGUAGUUUGGAUUCUAGGGUCACUUCCUUCUUUCUAGCGGCUCUCGAGAGACUGAACCAGAUACUGAAAAUUUCAGGCUGGAGAAUGAGCAUCUGA